GGGGGCGUGGCACGGUUAGUUAUGCCUGGACUCUAGCAUUUACCUAGAUGCAAUAGAACUCUAGGCAGGCUUUGUUUCGUUUUUCUUUAGCUGAUAGGAUAAUUUGGAUAUUGCCCCUUUGUGAUUGAGUACAUUUCAGGCCAGACCAGUGCUGCUCAAGAGUUAUUGAUUCCCCGUCGAGGAACUAGCAUAAAGGCAGACGACCAUCUAGGGCAGAAGAAGUCCAUCGCUGCUGUAUCGUGUUCUUGCAAUCGACCACCCCUAUCUAAUUAUUACAACCCUCGUCAAUAUGGCAACACCCACGAACUGGACGACGUCCAGCCUGACAAACACCUACCAAAUCUACACGGGUGUGUGGACCAACUGGUCGCGGGGUUCUGUUAUGGGCGUUACCCUCACACUUUCACAUAUUGAUGGUAAUCUUCUUAUUGCGUUUGUUGCUACCUUCAUCAGCCUUAUCUCCUCCCGCUUUUGGAGAAUUCUUUGCUUUUUUCUCCAUCGCUACUACUCUACUCCCGAAUCCAGAGAUUUGCUCCAUCACCAGCGACAGGCGCUGCUACGUAACUCUUCGAAUUCUGAGUCUAGCUUUUGGAAGUUUGUCCAGCUGUGCCACGCGUGGCGUCACCGGGCCCAGUCCGCGUUUUUGCGAGUGCUACCCGUCCUCGGGGCCGCUGCCCUGUGCUUCGCCGGUUUCACAGUCGCGGGUGGAUUUUCAUCUUGGAUCUCGGCGGGUAUCAGCAACGCGGUCCUACUCGAUAGCGCAAAAUGCGGAAAUUUGAAUUGGGUAGGGAAUUCUACCAGCGACCUCAACAGCUUCUACCGCUUUAUCUCUGAAGAGACCCAGAACUCCAUGGCCUAUGCCCAGCAAUGCUACUCGGUAAAUAGCACUGGUAGCUUUGGCUGUGGAUUAUAUGUCGUUCCCCGGCUGGGCUCAUCAGUUGACACUCAGGCCCUCUGUCCUUUUGCCGACGCAAUAUGUCGCAGUAACAAUAGUAAUCUCCGUUUGGACUCGGGAUAUAUCGACAGUCAUACAGAUCUCGGCCUAAACUCUCCUCCAGAUCAGCGGAUUCUAGUUAGACAAGUCUAUCACUGCGCACCCCUGAAUACUGAUGGUUAUAAAAGCGACAUCUUAGACCAGGAGAUUAAUUACACAGCAUAUAAUUAUGGUUCAUCAACUUUCCCAAGCGCAGAUCAAGAUAUGUCGAGUAAGACUGUUAACUAUACAUAUCGUGUCCCAACGACCCUCUGGCAGUACAAUACUACACAACCACUGGAUGCACCACACACGUGGUCAAGUUACAUACUCGAUACUAAGACUUAUUUAACAGCUAACAGCACUCCCGAUCCGUCAUCUUCAGACUUUGUCCCAAUUCCUGAGCUCAUCCGGGCAGACGCCGACGUUGAUCUAAUUUUUCUCCAAGGGAAUGGGGUGAUAUUCUUGGAACCUGUACAUGAUCCAUGGUAUCGAGCCACCGUUCCGGGCCAAAACUAUAGGGACUCAUUAACGAGUGGGAUAUGGCCGACGUGGCGAACAGAAGAAGCCGCCUCGCCUUUAGGUUGUACUGUACAGCUUCAACUUUGCAAUACAGGGCUGCCAGAGGGCAGCAGGUGUGGACCACUUGCUAGUGAGUCUGAUGCGUAUGAAGGUGCCUUGGAAUUGUUUGGUGUGUCUGCCAAUGGAACUGCUAAGGACAUAAAUGGUGUCCGCUUUAACUGGUUCUGGGACGAGUAUUGGAUGUCCCCGGGAACUAUACUUGCUGAACUUGGCCGUCAAGCUUUGAUUUCCACACAAACCUUGAAUAACGGCAUCCAAACGACGCUGCCUGAUAACCAAUGGCAGCUUGACGUCACAAAUUGGUGGGAAGGGUCGCUAGCAUCGUAUCAGAUGGCCGCUGUCAAACAAGCUACUGGCCCUAACGACCCGUCACUAGACUCGUUCGUGCUUGGCCCGAAUGGCACAAGCCAAGAGAAGUUGUGUCACAGCCAGAUGAUCCUUAGCACAGAUUAUAUUUCCUUCAGCGUCUUUGGAUUGUCCUUUAUCUUUGUUGUUGGCGUCCUUAUUGUCAUCGUCUCAUUCAUCCUCGAGCCGAUUUUCGACUGUCUUAAGAGGCGUCGCGGGUAUAAUCCAUACAAGCUUCUCGAGUGGCAAACCGGCUGGACGCUCCAGAUCCAGCGGCUCAGCUACCAGGGGUUCGGCAUGGGCACUUGGACACACAGUACCGAUAGCAUCCCACUAACUCAGGCGGACGAGAUUCUCGAGCCCCUGGCAUUACGUCAUGACGAUCUAGCUGACGACAAAAAGUUGAAUAACGCCAACCAGAAGUGCUCCAAGAAGGCCUUUUUGCUGAAAUUCAUCUCGUUGGAGAAAAUCAGAAAGAACAUGGGGAAAAGCAAUAGAAACGGUGGAGCGGCCGUGGCCGAUGAUGAGGUUCAGAAACCGUCCGAGGACGACAACCUGGAGUCUGCCGAGAGUGAAAACGCAACGACGCUACGGCAGAGCGACGCGCCAGCUCAGGAAUCUCAGGUUCCUCUGGCUUCGCCUUCGAAAGCCACCACUCUCACGCACCCUCUUAUCCAGGCCUCAAACCCCAUCCAAUAUAAUCCUACUUCUUCUGACGGUUCCAAAAUUCCGUCUACCAGACCACAGCAGCAGCAUUGACUAACCUGGCGGAUCUUUGUAUUGUCCGCUUGACUGAUUGAUUGAUGGUGUUUACCGUCGUAGGGACUAUUCUGCUUUGCAGUUAGUCUGGGCCUCCGGAAGGGUACUAGGACGUGGCAAGCUGUUAACUAGCUAUUUAUUCUAAAUACAUAGUGGCUUUAGGGCCAAUUUUUCACUUCCUGAGCUUGGUAUUGUCCGCGGGGCGUGGGACGGCGGCCUGGAGGCAAGCUCUCUUUCCCCCCUAAUUAUCGUCUCAAGCACUGUCUUGCGGCUGUAAAGAACGAGAUUAGCUGAACCCAGGUUGGACAACCGAGCUGUUGGAAGCACCUUUUCAAUCACGCACUUUGUUGAUUUCUUGCGUUCUGUCUUCUUCUUUUCUGAAGUGCCAUAAGCCCUCUCUUAUUUUGGGGCCCCAUAACGCACUUUUCUGUAUUAUAUGAUUUACGUUAGUGAAGCGAUAGUCCUCUUUAUGCUCAUUUACCAACAAGCGA
Xylaria bambusicola is the source of this 3150-nucleotide messenger RNA. RefSeq lists its product as uncharacterized. NCBI's taxonomy places the organism in Eukaryota, Fungi, Ascomycota, Sordariomycetes, Xylariales, Xylariaceae. Bases 290 to 2659 code for a protein of 789 amino acids. The transcript has 3 exons. The record is from RefSeq and is a predicted model, not a curated record.